AUGGCUCAAACAGCGACGAUUCCCGCACAUAACUCGCCCUAUACUGAUCUCCCUUCCGUUAACUCGAAGCUGUUCGAAGCCAAGGCAAAGAAAGGCCUGACUUUCGAUCAAAUUGCUCAAGCUGUCGGGAAGGAUGAAGUCUGGGUUGCUGCUGCGUUCUAUGGCCAGGCAAAGUUCACUCCGGAAGAGCUACAGAAGGUAGCCGAGACGCUUGAUAUUCCGCGUAGUGACCUGGUUGCUGGCCUGGGUGAUCAUUGGUGGCCCAACCGUGGACUAGGUCCCAUGCCUCCCACUGACCCUGUUAUUUAUCGGUUGUAUGAGAGCGUCUUGGUAUAUGGUCAUGCGAUCAAGGCCAUUAUACAUGAGAAAUUUGGAGAUGGUAUUAUGUCUAUGAUUGACUGCAAGAUCAACAUAGCGAAGAAACCGGAUCCUAAAGGGGAUCGCGUCGUUUUGACGUUCGAUGGUAAAUUCUUACCUCGCACCGAACUUUUAAACUCCGAUAUCAAACCAGCAAGGAAACAGAUUUCUACUCUACCUCUACCUCUCCUCCACAUUUCCUAG
Molecule: messenger RNA, 561 nt
Organism: Guyanagaster necrorhizus
Lineage: Eukaryota; Fungi; Basidiomycota; Agaricomycetes; Agaricales; Physalacriaceae
Product: Cyanase
Exons: 9
Coding region: 1-561 (186 amino acids)
Molecular function (GO): cyanate hydratase activity; DNA binding
Source: RefSeq, a predicted model, not a curated record